Molecule: messenger RNA, 1191 nt
Organism: Diaporthe amygdali
Lineage: Eukaryota; Fungi; Ascomycota; Sordariomycetes; Diaporthales; Diaporthaceae
Product: epoxide hydrolase
Exons: 7
Coding region: 1-1191 (396 amino acids)
Biological process (GO): epoxide metabolic process
Molecular function (GO): epoxide hydrolase activity
Source: RefSeq, a predicted model, not a curated record
AUGAGCAAUUUCUCCCAACCCCCUCAGAAGGUCGACGGACUAGCACCGUUUACAUUCUCCAUACCUAAGGAGGAGAUUGACGCUUUGAACACGCUUCUCAAACGGCCUCUACCCAUAGCCACCUGGGAGAAUAGCCAAGAGGACGGCCGCUUCGGCGUCAGUCGCGACUGGUUCACGAAAGCCAUUUCCCAAUGGCAAUCAUAUGACUGGCAAUACCAGGAGGGCAUCAACAAUGUUCCCAACUUCAAGGUCCCAGUUGAAGAUGAGGGUGAGACGUACGAGGUCCAUUUUGCGGGGCUUUUCUCGCAGAAAAAGGACGCAACGCCUAUCAUGCUGAGUCACGGAUGGCCUGGCUCAUUUCUUGAGUUCCUGCCCAUCUUGGGCAAGGUCCAGAAACAAUACGCCGCUGACCCGGCGUCGCUGCCAUACCACCUUAUUGUUCCCUCCGUGCCGGGCUACGGAUUCACUAAAAUCUCCGUCAACAAAGAUAUGACAAUGGUUGACGUCUCCCGCAUUCUGAAUAAGUUUAUGAUCAAGCUUGGAUUCAACAAAUACGUCGCCCAGGGAGGCGAUGUCGGUUCUAUGAUCACGAAGACUGUCUUGGAGGAGUACGAUGAGUGUAUCGCCGGGCAUGUCAAUAUGCUCACUUUGAAUCCACCUCAGGGCGAGGGCAUUGCUCCACCCACAGAGAAAGAGCAGCAGCUCCUUGAGAGGAGCGCCAAGUUCUGGGAAUCAGGUGCGGCUUAUGCUAUGCUGCACGGGACCAAACCAGCCACAGCUGGCUUAGCUAUUGGGAGCAGCCCACAGGCCUUACUGGCAUGGAUUGGCGAGAAGAUGAUUGCCUGGUCAGAUGAGUCACCAUCUGUGGAGACAAUCCUCGGUAAUGUCUCCCUGUACUGGUUCACGGGAUGUUACCCAUCUUCAAUCUGGCCAUACCGCGAGCUCUUGGGCCCAAAUGCCAAGAGUCGCGCUUCCAGAGGCACCGUGGACAAGAUCAAGAAGCCGUUCGGCUACUCAUGGUUCCAGUACGAGUUGGCCGGCACGCCAAAAAGCUGGAGUGAUGCCACUGGAAAAGUGUCUUUCUACAAAUCUCACGACCAGGGAGGGCACUUUGCUGCUCUGGAGAAGCCUGAUGCUCUUUGGCAGGACAUUGUCGAGUUCGUGGAUCAUGUUCAUACCACAAGGAAGUAA